Gadus chalcogrammus (walleye pollock) is the source of this 3331-nucleotide messenger RNA. RefSeq names its product dual specificity calcium/calmodulin-dependent 3',5'-cyclic nucleotide phosphodiesterase 1B-like. Gene Ontology annotation, biological process: signal transduction. Bases 221 to 1774 code for a protein of 517 amino acids. NCBI's taxonomy places the organism in Eukaryota, Metazoa, Chordata, Actinopteri, Gadiformes, Gadidae. The transcript is spliced from 14 exons. Gene Ontology annotation, molecular function: 3',5'-cyclic-nucleotide phosphodiesterase activity. The record is from RefSeq and is a predicted model, not a curated record.
ACACAGGCUCACUAUGACACACUUUAGGGUUGCACCAGCCAAUCACAGUGGAGUGGAGUAGGUCCCCCAGUAGUGGGUGGGAGAGCAGUUGAAACAGAAGUCUGUCUCAGGGCAGACAAGUUUGUGUUGGUGGUUAAGAGAACUUUUACCUUCAUUUUCCCCGAGCCUGCAUUUUUGUAAUUUUUUUGAGUGGAUCUAAAGGGGAAUAAUUUGACUAUAAAUGGCUGAGUUGGUACGAAUCCGUAAAAAACGUCUGCAGAUUCCUAUAUCUAGGCUACGGGGCAUGCUGAAGCAACUGGAGGAGAAAGAUGUAGACUACGAUGAGAUAAAGAAGAAUUUAGCCCUCACGGCAUCACUGCUAGAAGCUGCCUACCUCGAUGGAACUAGACAAUCAUUAGACUCGGAGGACGACCUCCAGCAGCUGCACUCGGACGGCGUGCCCUCGGAGGUCACCGAUUGGCUGGCCUCCACCUUCACUCAGAGAACCAGACUUCCUGGCCGCCGCUCGGACGAGAAGCCCAAGUUCCGCAGCAUUGUCCACGCAGUGCAGGCCGGGAUAUUUGUGGAAAGGAUGUUCAAGCGGGCCUACACGGCCGCCAUGCCGGACCAGCACCCAGCCGUGGUCACCUGUCUGAGGGAUGUCGACCGCUGGAACUUUGACGUGUUUGCGCUGAACUCGGCCAGCUGUGACCACUCUCUACAGACCCUGCUGUUCGAGUUGGUGGUCCGAUAUGAGCUCAACAGCCGCUUCAAGAUCCCCAUUUCCUGCCUGACGGAGUUCCUGACCUCGCUUGAGAGGGGCUACUGUGAGAACAACAACCCUUACCACAGUCACGUUCACGCCGCCGACGUCACCCAGACGCUGCACUGCCUGCUCCUGCGCACCGGCCUCGUGCACUGGCUGUCUGAGCUGGAGGUGAUGGCCUGCCUGUUCGCCGCUGCCAUUCACGACUACGAACACACGGGCACCACCAACAACUUCCACAUCCACACCAAGUCAGAGUACGCCCUGAUCUACAACGACCGCUCGGUGCAGGAGAGCCACCACCUCAGCGCAGCGUUCAGGCUCCUGCAGGACGACCGCAUGAACAUCUUCGUGAACCUGACGCGGGAGGAGUGGAUGGAGCUCCGGUCACUGGUGAUAGAGAUGGUCUUGUCAACAGAUAUGACCUCUCACCUCCUUCAAGUGAAAGACAUGAAAUCUUGUCUACAACAACAGGAACGAAUCAACAAGCCCAAAGCGCUGUCCCUGUUGCUGCACACGGCUGACAUCAGUCACCCCUCCAAGCCCUGGGCUCUGCACUCUCGCUGGACGAAAGCUCUCAUGGAGGAGUUCUUCAGGCAGGGCGAUAGAGAGGCAGAGCUGGGCCUGCCCUUCUCUCCACUGUGUGACCGAAACACCACCCUCGUAGCCGACUCCCAGAUCGGGUUCAUAGACUUCAUCGUGGAUCCCACAUUCUGCCUGCUGUCAGACAUGGCUGAGAGAAUCGUCAUUCCCUUGGUGGAUGAGAACCCUCCGGACCCACGCAGCAGACACAGUAACAUCUGGAAGGAGAGCUCCAGAGGCCUGGAGUGGAGCCGGGCCCACGUCACCUCUGAGCUGGUCAGCUUCCGCACCACCUGGUCCCGGCUCACAGAGGAGAACAAGCUCAAGUGGAAGGAGAGCGGCUCCAACGGAUUCCCCGACUCCAGCAUGACGAGAGAGGAGAAAACCGGAGAUGGGAGGCAAUCAGCAGAGAGCCUGCGAGCGCCCACUCAUGACACGGACCAGUAGACAGGCUUGGUGUUGUUGUUGUUAUCCUGUCACCGCACAACGAUAAUCCAUAGGAAAACAGACACAACCCAGUCGUUGAACUUGUGUUACAUUGGAACUAUUUAACUACUGUUUAGAGUCAGAAGUGUAUGUAAGGGUAUGGACCCUACCCUACCUGUAGGGUCCAUAUCCUACUGGUAGAGUGUGGACAUUGGGUAUUAAAACCAGAACCUUUCAGCUGGGAGGAGAACCCCCUAUCACCUUCCAAAGAUAGAAACACCCACAAAGCCCCACCUAUAAUUCUGAUUAUAUUACACAGUUAUGCAGUUAUUCAACUGCAAACAUGUUGGCCAUGUCCAAAGAACUUACGUAAUUUCAUAUACAAAAUCCACUGUAGUGUAACCUGCAGGUCACUUAGUUUCGGAUUCAUAAAAGGUUAGAUAUUAUUAGUGUCAUUAUUUGUAUUCAUGUAUAGAUUAUUUCAAUGAGGCAGGCCUUAUUAAUGUAGAAUAUGAAUUAGGAAUUAUGUAAAUAGUAUUUUCCGUAGAAUGUGUGACAUUCUCUCCUGUGACCUGUCAAAAACAUCACAAACUUAAAAUAUAUGUUUUUGUUUACACUGGGAAGGUUUUGGUGUAUUUCUUUAAGAGCUCCUAACAUGGAAGUUGAUGCACUUUCUUAUCCAAAGCAACAAACCAAAGUCCUUUGGGAAUGAAUUACUACAACUAAAUUACGACUACUACUAUGACUAAUGUAUACGUUAUAUUUGGUUAACAAAUUCUUUUUUUAUUAUUUUUUAACGUGUCUGUCUAAUGUACUCAAAUUGAGGUAAUUCAAUCAACUUUUCUUGCAUUUAGCUGAUUAAAAUGUCAUCUUCUACAAGUCUACACCAAUGGCACAUUCCAACCUUUUCAUACCAUCCUGGUUUCACGUUUAAUAAAUUCUUACUAGUAUGACUUUGCAGUGUAUUAACAUUUGAUCUAGUUAUUCAUAAACCGAAUAAGAUAGCAAUUUUAGAUGUUUUAUUAUUGUAACCUUCCACAGGAUGUCUGCUAUGCAGAGACACAAUUAUUCUGUUGAGAACUGGUCAUUUAGAGUGCUCUUGGGCAAAAUAAGGAACACUUACUUGCCCAGUUAGCGGUAAUUGCUCUGCACAAAGAGAUAUACGCAACAUUUUGUGAUACAACGUGUCUGUAUGUCCCAUUUAUUCUGAAAAAUGUGUAUUUAAAAAUCUGUUAAGCUGGUGGGAAACGAUGAUUCCCACCAGCAAGAGGUGCUAUAGAGCAACUUGUACACAGUUGGUUGGUAUAGCACACGAUUUUGAAUGUUUAACCUUCAAUCUUGUACUCCCGUUUAUAAAUGUAAGUUAUUACAAGGAAAGCCGUCGAUGACUUAUUGUCAUUAGGAUAUAAGAAAUCAAUGGAUAUUCUUAUUUACAAGGAUUAGUUGUAACAGCCUGGCCAGUCAACGUGGCUCUGGUAUAUGUCCACAUGCACACACACACACACACACACACACACACACACACACACACACACACACACACACACACACACACACACACACACACACACACACACA